This is a messenger RNA of Prunus persica (peach), 627 nucleotides long. RefSeq names its product protein FAR1-RELATED SEQUENCE 5-like. The record is from RefSeq and is a predicted model, not a curated record. The transcript has a single exon. The coding region runs from base 1 to 627 and encodes 208 amino acids. Gene Ontology annotation, biological process: regulation of DNA-templated transcription. Lineage: Eukaryota; Viridiplantae; Streptophyta; Magnoliopsida; Rosales; Rosaceae.
AUGUUGGAAGUUAAUAACCAUGGUCAGACAAUUGUCUUAGCAUGCGCAUUUUUGAGCAAGGAAACGACUGAGUCGUUUGUUUGGAUGUUUGAGGAGUUUAAGAAAGCCAUGCCAGGUGGCGAACCUAAAACGAUCAUUACAGAUCAAGAUGCGGCAAUGGCCAUAGCGAUUUCAAUAGCCUUCCCGACUACAUUUCAUCGACUUUGCAUAUGGCAUAUCACAUCAAAGUUCUCUGUUAAGUUACCACAUUCUGCUUAUAAGGAGUAUUGGCGUGAAUUUCAGAAAGCCAUAUGGGAUACUGACAAUAAGGAUGAGUUUGAUGCAAAAUGGAAUAUUGUGGUUACAAAGGCUGGUUUGACUGACCAUCCAUGGCUAAGUUCAAUGUUUGAUUUAAGGGAAUCUUGGGUUCCAGCCUACGCACGACAAUUUUUUGCCGCUGGAAUGUCAAGCAGCCAAAGAGCAGAAGGUUCUCAUGGUUUUUUCAAGCAAUACAUAUCAAGGAGAAAUUCGUUGAUGGAUUUCAUAAUACGAUUUGAGAGGGCACUUUCUCAUCAACGUGAAAAAGAGUUAGUUGGUGAUCACGUAGAUCAUUUGAAGUGGCUCAAUGUAUUCUACCGAUGCCAAUGA